This is a messenger RNA of Zygotorulaspora mrakii, 1593 nucleotides long. RefSeq names its product RNA-binding signal recognition particle subunit SRP54 (gene SRP54). Gene Ontology annotation, molecular function: GTPase activity; GTP binding; endoplasmic reticulum signal sequence receptor activity. Gene Ontology annotation, biological process: SRP-dependent cotranslational protein targeting to membrane; SRP-dependent cotranslational protein targeting to membrane, translocation. Bases 1 to 1593 code for a protein of 530 amino acids. The transcript has a single exon. NCBI's taxonomy places the organism in Eukaryota, Fungi, Ascomycota, Saccharomycetes, Saccharomycetales, Saccharomycetaceae. Gene Ontology annotation, cellular component: cytosol; signal recognition particle, endoplasmic reticulum targeting. The record is from RefSeq and is a predicted model, not a curated record.
AUGGUAUUGGCUGACUUAGGAAAGCGCAUUAACAAUGCUGUAAAUAGUGCCCUGUCCAACACAGAGGAUGACUAUGCUACCACUGUUGAUGUACUUCUGAAGACUCUGGUGACGGCAUUGUUGGAAGCUGAUGUAAAUAUUAAAUUGGUAUCAAACCUUAGAAAUAAUUUGAAGGAAACUCUCAUGGGAAACAAAGGUACUGGAAAAUCUACAUCAAAUGCGCAGACAAAAAAGUUGAUUCAAAAGGCAGUUUUUGAUGAAUUGUGCAAUUUGGUCGACUGUGAGAGUGAACAGCCCUUUCAACCUAAGAAAAGAAAGACAAAUGUUAUCAUGUUUGUUGGUUUGCAGGGCUCUGGUAAGACCACUUCCUGUACAAAAUUGGCCGUAUAUUAUUCCAGAAGAGGAUUCAAGGUGGGUCUUGUUUGUGCGGAUACCUUUCGUGCAGGUGCGUUUGACCAACUAAAACAGAAUGCAAUUAAAGCACAUAUCCCGUUUUAUGGUUCCUAUACAGAAACAGAUCCUGUGAAAGUGGCAGCAGAAGGUAUUGCAAAAUUCAAAAAAGAAAAAUUCGAAGUUAUCAUUGUUGAUACCUCAGGUAGACAUCAUCAAGAGCAAGCUUUAUUCCAAGAAAUGGUAGAAAUUUCAAACGUAGUGAAACCGAAUCAAACAAUCAUGGUUCUGGAUGCAUCUAUUGGUCAGGCUGCUGAGCAGCAAUCUAAAGCAUUCAAGGAGUCUGCUGAUUUUGGUGCCAUUCUACUUACUAAAAUGGAUGGUCAUGCCAAAGGUGGUGGUGCAAUUUCAGCUGUUGCUGCUACGAAUACUCCUAUAAUUUUCAUCGGUACAGGUGAACAUAUACAUGAUUUAGAGAAAUUUUCUCCCAAAUCCUUUAUCUCCAAGUUACUGGGCAUUGGUGAUAUCGAAAGUUUAUUAGAGCAGUUUCAGACAGUAUCGAAUACUGACGAUGCCAAGGCAACGAUGGAGAAUAUACAACAGGGAAAGUUCACAUUACUAGACUUCAAAAAGCAAAUGCAAACAAUCAUGAAAAUGGGUCCAUUAUCAAAUAUAGCUUCAAUGAUUCCAGGUAUGGGUAAUAUGAUGAAUGAGGUAGGGGAAGAAGAAGCUUCAAAGAAAAUGAAAAAAAUGAUUUACGUUUUAGAUUCAAUGACAAAACAGGAACUAGAAUCCGAUGGAAGAAUAUUUAUAGAUGCUCCAACACGAAUGGUUAGAGUAGCAAGAGGUUCCGGUACUUCUGUUUUUGAAGUUGAAAUGAUUUUGAUGCAGCAGCAAAUGAUGGCUAGGAUGGCACAAUCCACGAGAGCUGCCCAACAGGGUGGCGGAAUGCCAAGUAUGCCGGGGAUGCCAAAUAUUCCUGGUAUGCCAAAAAUGUCUCCACAAAUGAUGCAACAAGCUCAACAGAGACUGAAACAAAAUCCUGGCUUAAUGAAAAACAUGCAAAAUAUGCUUGGCGGUGCUGGUGGAUUUCCAGGUAUGCCGGGUGCCGGUGGUGGGAUGCCUGACAUGAAUGAAAUGAUGAAAAUGAUGCAGAAUCCGCAAAUGCAACAAAUGGCCAAGCAAUUUGGCAUGAGCAUGUAA